Ziziphus jujuba (common jujube) is the source of this 1091-nucleotide messenger RNA. RefSeq lists its product as uncharacterized. Bases 91 to 858 code for a protein of 255 amino acids. Gene Ontology annotation, cellular component: mitochondrial matrix. The transcript is spliced from 3 exons. The record is from RefSeq and is a predicted model, not a curated record. Lineage: Eukaryota; Viridiplantae; Streptophyta; Magnoliopsida; Rosales; Rhamnaceae.
GAAAGCCCUAAAUCCCUGUUUGGUUGUCCCCUAAAACCCUAAACCCUUCUGUCUCUCUCUCAGUUUCUCUGCAACUCGAAAAGGAGAAAAAUGAGCUUCGCUUCCAUUCUUCGCAAAUCGGCCUCCUCCUUCGCCCCAGUAGCGAGUCGACUCGCCCAGGGCGGCCGGAGACAUUACCAUUAUGCCCUCGUCACUGCCAUUAACAACUCAAAUCUCUCUCACAAGCAGUUUAUUAGCCCCCUGGUUCCCUACUUCCAUUACUCCUCUGCGUCGAAGAAAUCUAGCUCGGAUGAGUCUCUCGUCCGAGUCAUCGACUCAGAGAUCCAGUGCGCCGCCGAGUCCGAUGAUCACGAGCGGGUUGAAGAGGUUCCAAGUGGUUUCCCUUUUGAGAUCCUGGAUAAUCCUGGAGUUCAAACUGUAACUCUAAAGAGAACAUAUCAAGAUGAAGACAUACAUGUCGAAGUUCACAUGCCUAAUCUAGUUACCGGAGAAGAUGAAGAUGAUGACAAUGGAGAUGAAGAUGGUGAAAAGGCUAGCCAGUCUAGCAUUCCACUGGUUGUUAAUGUCUCUAAGAAGAGUGGACCUUCUCUGGAGUUUAGUUGCACUGCUUACCCAGAUGAGAUUGCAAUUGACAGCUUGAUAGUAAAACAACCAGAAAAUUCAGAAGAUCAGAUUGCCUAUGAAGGACCUGACUUCCAUGAUUUGGAUGAGAAUCUGCAGAAAGCUUUUCACAAGUACUUAGAGAUUAGAGGAAUCAAACCCAGUACAACAAAUUUUUUGCAUGAAUACAUGAUCAACAAAGACAGCAGAGAGUACUUGGUGUGGUUGAAGAAACUUAAGGAGUUUGUUGAAGCAUAAUUAAUUUUGGUGGAAAAAAUCUCGAGAAAACAGACAUCUGAGUAGUUACUGGAGAUUUACUGUUCAUGUCUGGAAUAAAGAAGUUACAUUUUAUUGAGAAAAGUUGUUCCAUUAGAGCUUUUGAAGGAUUGCUGUUUUAGAAACCAGUUUUGAUAGUGAUUUUCUUUAUUAUUACAAUUUUGUGUUUGGAAUCCAAGAGGCAAUCAUAAUCGUCAAGUGCAUUUUAUAUCUUA